This is a messenger RNA of Cantharellus anzutake, 828 nucleotides long. RefSeq lists its product as uncharacterized. The transcript has 6 exons. Bases 1 to 828 code for a protein of 275 amino acids. The record is from RefSeq and is a predicted model, not a curated record. NCBI's taxonomy places the organism in Eukaryota, Fungi, Basidiomycota, Agaricomycetes, Cantharellales, Hydnaceae.
AUGAAGCGGCGGAUAAGUGUUGGCGAUGAAUGUUUUAGUGCCACGGUGCCCAAGAACAAGGCUAGGACUAAAACGGAACAGACUGUUCCGCGCAUCUCUUGGAAGGGAUGUGAAGUCUUACCAGUCAACGUCAGUGAAACUGUCUCCUUCGGAGAGGAAAUGACACGUGCGAAUGACUCCCCUCCUUCGGAGGUGCUGUCAUGCUCUGUUUCUGGGAUGGUUCUCGAGAACCAGGAACAAUCGGCCUUCGGUUUUUCUUCAUGGGGACACGAUUGUUGCGAGAUGAUUCAACGCGGUGCCGGGGUCUCGGUCCCCAUCGCAAAAGAUCUUGUACAGGGCGCAACCGCCAAUUCAAACUUACUUAGAGUAGAGAUUAGUGCGCCGUGGGAUCAGCUGGAUUCCGCACCACCUUCAAGCAUGUCCCCGUCGCCCUCGACGGGACCUUCAUGCCAACUCCCGACCCUUUUGGAUGCAGGCCUCAACCGCGCCCCACUACACGUAGCGCCCGCACCUCUUUUGCUGUUCAUCACGACAAUCCCGGACCCCUUGCAGGGGUCAGUUUGGCGCCGAAGUUUCGAUGGUUUUGUUGGUGGAAAAAGAGUGGUUAAUAUUAUGGAAGAUAGUAAGGCUGGAGCUCGCGGAAAUAGCGGGACACAGCCUAGCUUGAAACCAGCCUCACAUCCGGCAGCAAAUGACUCGCUCAAAAUUUGCAGCGCCGCGAAAAUGCCUCAGCAAUGGGCCGCAGCAGGCCUAGUAGGCGUCUCGCGCUGCUACGCUGCAAUCAUUCCCAAAGCAACGACUGUUGGUCGAUGUUGGUUGAUGGAUUGA